Lasiodiplodia theobromae is the source of this 1248-nucleotide messenger RNA. Its product is annotated as Tol-like protein. The record is from RefSeq and is a predicted model, not a curated record. The transcript has a single exon. The coding region runs from base 1 to 1248 and encodes 415 amino acids. Lineage: Eukaryota; Fungi; Ascomycota; Dothideomycetes; Botryosphaeriales; Botryosphaeriaceae.
AUGAAGCAAAUCCUGCAGAUGGAUUACAUAUACAAGCAAGCGGACCUCACCAUUGUUGCGGCUGCUGGCGACCAUUCCGACUACGGUCUUCCCGGCGUCAGCACAGUGCCUCGCUCGCCGAGGCAAAGUUUGAAAAUCGGCAAUUAUGUCUUGAUGUCCUGUUGGCGUGAUACCACCCUGGCGCACGCUUUGGAGCAAUCCAAAUGGAUGGAACGUGCUUGGACGUACCAAGAAGCCCUCCUCUCAGAGAGACGGCUGUUCUUUACCGACUACUGCUACCUCCAUGAUUGCGGAAAAUGCUUCGCCGAGGGGGACGAGUCAGUGCAAUUUGAUUCUUGGCGGCACUGCCCUAAGCGUGUGGCCCACGGUCAUGCGAAGUUGACAAGCCAAUGGAUGGCAUACCAUGCUUUCCCAUCGGCGACAGAUAUGUGCAAACGGAUCGAAGAAUAUUCGAGAAGGCAUCUCUCACACCAGUCGGAUGCUCUCAACGCCAUAACCGGGGUCCUUCAGACAUACGAGCAUACAGUCUCACCGGAACAACAUUACUUUGGCCUCCCAAUGUUCCGGCCUUACGUCCGCGAGGCCGAUCCUUCCACGACGAACAUGGAUGGAUUCGUGCAGUCAAUGCGGUGGAGUUUGGAAGGGUCACAAGUCCGAGAGAGAAGACCUGAAUUUCCAAGCUGGUCUUGGGUCGGAUGGAAGUGCCCUUGCUACAUGAAGAGCGAGGCACCGACUACGCCAACUGAGGUCAUCAUCGAAAUCGAACUUAGCUCUGGAGCUCGAAUCGACUGGGCCCAGUUCGCAGAGAUGGGCUAUUUGAAGCACGACCGAACGAGCCAAUCGCGCUACAUAUGGGUGGAGGCGUGGACUUUUCUUUUGGAAACGCUGGACGCGCCGCCUCCAUUCGAGGAGAACGUGCAACAAUCGGAGCUCAUUCGUAAUGCGAUAAUUGAUCCCAACGUUGUCCAGUUCAAGGCUUCCAUCGACCUGUUUUGCAACGAUUCCGCGGAGGAGCUGGAGCGACUGAGGGUCUCGUGCGGAAAGGGAAGGCUUCUCGCUGUCGUGUUGGGAGACAUUAGCAAGGAAGUGACGACGCGAUCCAUCAUCAUCGUGGAAGAGUUGGACGGCGAAUAUCAGCGUGUUGGCAAUUUCGACGACACAGGUCGCGCCAUGAUUUGGGAUAUCAGUGCAAGUUUCUGGGAAAGGGAUAUUGCCGGUUUGGAAAGGCAAUGGAUCAGGCUUUCGUAG